GAUAACUACUGCGCUCUCGUAGUGUAGGAUAUUACAUAAAUGCGACAUUUAUCACAACAUGAAAAUAUAGGUUGUACACGGACAAGGAGUAUUUGAUUGUGUGGAUGCCCGAUGAAGUGAACGAGACGUCCAGGAUAACCGGCUUUUUGACGUUGGAAACAUUGUGGUUUCGAGGUUAAUGUAGGUUACAGCGCUCACCUCGUUGGGGCAUUGCGAUUUUCAGCAAACGCGAGUGACUCGCUUUGUUACAGGUGUAACAACACCUUUACACAAAAGGCAAUUUUGUAUCCGAUAUACGGUGGAUGUGUGUAUUUCAUCUGUCUGGGCGCUAAGAGACGGCACAGCAAAGACGCACGGCGAUUGUAAUCAUUGCCCCAGCCUUAUCGCGGAUUGUCAGUCAACGACGCAGAGGUCCAUUGCAGCCAUGGGAAAAGUUUUUCUUGAACAAGGUUGAAUCUGCUCAUCUCACAUUUUGCUUUCACCUUUCGACUUCUUCGGGCUUGAGUCGGCAGUGUUAUUGACCUUGUGCGCAACGUUUGUGCACGCAGUCAAUCAAUUUGUUCAUUGGUUAUUGCGGGGAUAUUUUGGCAACCUGUCGGGAGGAAGAAACAUGGUUGUGAAUACAAUCCACUGGUUCAGAAAAGGGCUACGGCUCCAUGACAAUCCCUCGCUAAGGGACUCUAUCAGAGGGGCUGACUCUUUGCGGUGUGUUUAUAUUCUGGAUCCUUGGUUCGCCGGCUCCUCCAAUGUUGGCAUAAGCAGAUGGAGGUUCCUGCUGCAGUGUUUGGAGGACCUUGAUGCCAGCCUACGCAAGCUCAACUCACGACUCUUUGUCAUCAGGGGACAGCCCACAGAUGUCUUUCCCAGACUAUUCAAGGAAUGGAAGAUCAGCCGUCUGUCAUAUGAGUACGACUCGGAGCCCUUUGGUAAGGAGCGCGACGCAGCCAUCCAGAAGCUGGCCAGCGAGGCCGGGGUCGAGGUGACCGUACGGAUAUCCCACACACUCUACGAUUUGGACAAGAUCAUAGAGUUGAAUGGGGGCCAGUCUCCGCUGACCUACAAGCGUUUCCAGACGUUGAUCAGCCGCAUGGCCCAGGUGGAGAUGCCGGUGGAGACCAUCACGCCCGACCUCAUGGAGCGCUGCUUCACGCCCAUUGCAGACGACCACGACGACAAGUUUGGAGUUCCCUCACUAGAGGAGCUUGGUUUUGAGACAGAUGGGCUGAGCACAGCGGUGUGGCCGGGGGGAGAGUCAGAAGCACUUACCCGCCUCGAGAGACACCUGGAGCGGAAGGUGAGGUCACACCCCAACCCUGAGGGCUCUAGGGAGGAUGGUGGCCUGGCGUGGGUGGCCAACUUCGAGCGUCCCAGAAUGAACGCCAACUCCUUAUUGGCCAGCCCCACAGGCCUGAGCCCCUACCUGCGCUUCGGCUGUCUCUCCUGCCGCCUCUUCUACUCCAAACUCACAGACCUCUACAGAAAGGUAAAGAAGAACAGCGUCCCGCCGCUCUCGCUCUACGGCCAGCUGCUGUGGCGCGAGUUCUUCUACACGGCGGCCACCAACAACCCGCGAUUCGACAAGAUGGAGGGCAACCCCAUCUGCGUGCAGAUCCCCUGGGACCGCAACCACGAGGCGCUGGCCAAGUGGGCCGAGGGACGCACCGGCUUCCCCUGGAUCGACGCCAUCAUGACCCAGCUGCGGCAGGAAGGCUGGAUCCACCACCUGGCGCGCCACGCUGUGGCCUGCUUCCUCACCCGCGGAGACCUGUGGAUCAGCUGGGAGGAGGGCAUGAAGGUGUUUGAGGAGUUGCUGCUGGAUGCGGACUGGAGUGUGAACGCGGGCAGCUGGAUGUGGCUCUCCUGCAGCUCCUUCUUCCAGCAGUUCUUUCACUGCUACUGUCCAGUGGGCUUCGGCCGACGCACAGACCCCAACGGAGACUACAUCAGGCGCUACUUGCCGAUCCUCCGGGGUUUUCCCGCCAAGUACAUCUACGAGCCGUGGAACGCCCCCGAGGCGGUCCAGAAGGCAGCUAAGUGCAUCAUCGGCGUGCACUACCCCAAGCCCAUGGUCAACCACGCAGAGGCCAGCCGCGUCAACAUCGAACGCAUGAAGCAGAUCUACCAGCAGCUGUCCUGCUACAGGGGGCUAGGCUUGCUGGCUACGGUGCCAUCUAACUCCAACAGCGCUGGAGACGGGACGGCAGCCGGACCCUCCUCAGCAGACAGCCCUCAAGAGGGCACGUCAGUUGCAGGUGGCUCCAUGAUGGUACUGCAGGUCCCUGCCCUUACCCAGGGGGAGGUGGCCACAGGUGCCCACGGAGAGCUGCUCCAUGCUGAUCACACCAGCUACCAGCACCAGCAGCACGGGUACUUGGUUGGAGAGUCUCCAGCAUGUCAAAGACCACAGGCCCACGGUACAUCACAGAGAGGGCGGGGAGGCAUGGGCCAGGGCAAGAGAGCCAGUGAAGACUCCGCUGCCGGCAGGUCCAAGAUCCAAAGGCAGACCAGCCACUAGCUUCCAGGAGAACCAGCACCACCACCAGCACCCAGUCAUGGGCAAAAUGGAUUUAUUAGUUACAAUCUAGGGCCACAUUAUUCCAAAUGACCUCAUCCAGAUGAGCAUUUAUCAAGCGAAUCACCUGACUGAAUUGGACAGGUAAAACCAAGGUCAUUUGAAAUAAGUGGAACUGGAUGGUAAAUCAUGAAUCCAUUUUGCCCAUCAUCACUGCCAACACCUGAUCCACUCACACAGGGGUGCAGCUGCCGGGUAGAAGGGGGACAUGUACACACACACACACACACACACACACACACACACACACACACACACACACACACACACACACACACGACCCCCAAAUUCCUGAAACACAUGAAUGGCAUCCUUGGCAUCCUUGGCAUCAGAGCUGCAACCCUGCACUCUUUCACACACAGGGCAUCCUCAAUUGUUUUUCUCAGUCAGUCUAUCUGGUGCAUUUUCAGAUCAACCUACAAGGUUUCCCUUAAGAUCUGUAAGCAGCAAUACAAGCAGCACACAUUUUGGAAAAUUGGAACUCGACAAGCACAAUGUUUUAUAGUGCCAUGCCAGUGACUCUAGUAGUACAUGCCUGCAUGUCGGUUGGUCCAUCAGUUGGCCAGAAACCCGUUAGCUUUUUGGAGGAUGUUGACUGUGUCAUACGUACAGUAGGUCAGACUGUGGACCAUCUGUGAACAUUGUGUAAACAUGCUAGGCCAAUAGUAAUUGAUUAUUCAAUGCAGUGUUAUUAUUGUGUACAGUAAACGGCACCAGAGUGUAUGAUCGGAGAAUUUUAAGAAAUAUAAUUUUGACCUGAGUCUGAGGAAUCAUCUGAAGUGACUGAGAAAAAAAAAGCUGUCAUCAAUGGAGGAUGGCAAAAGUCCUGGCACAAGGAAACCCUGUGCCUGUGUAAUUAUUGUACAUGUCUUGUGUUUAUUAUGGUGGCUAACCCUACCCCUGAUCACCCAUGUAGUCAUCAUCAUCAGGGUCCUUGCAGGACUUGUACUUAAACGUGCACUGUGUAGGAUUUGCCUACUAAAUAUUCAUGAAAAAGAGCAAAUGAUUGAAUUGGCAGCAUACAUUUUGCUACAAAUGCUAAAAUGCUAAACUUACACAGAGGACCUUUGAGUUCAAUACUAGCCCUGUGUUCUGGAGGUGUUCCUUUUAUCUAUUGUGCAGCUCAUUUACUGUACAUAAUUUCUCUUUCUCAUUAAAGCGAAUAUGUAAAGCAAUGUUUUCUUUUCAAAAAGGAGAAAAAUGUUCUCUGGGCUUCAAUAAUAACAUAUUUACCUAGGCCUCCUAAGUAUUCCUGGGCAUUGUUAUGUGUAUUUAAUCUGGUUUUGGCCUUCAAUUAUAUUUUGAUAUGAUGGUUUUGGUACAAAAUGGUGCUUUGGUGAAGGCACAUCAGAAAUCUCAGGAAGCGUAGGCCAAUAGAUGAGAAUAUUUCGACAACCGUUUCUAGAGACAUUUUUAUUUUUGAGAGAAUAAAAGCUUUUCCUACCCUUAAUGUUCCUGUACCUCAGAGAAGAGAUGAGUGCAGUUGUCAUUUAUGACAUCCAUUAAUGACAGCUCCAACAAGGACAGAAAACCAGCAUUUUUUUCCAAUGGAGAUUUUAAAUAUAUACAUUUUGUUUUCCGGUAUGUUUACUGAUAACUUUUUUUUACGGCUUUGUAUAUGACUGAAAACAAAGGUUUAUGAUAUUGUCAUUGUUAUUGUUUUUUUUACUGUUGGAGGUAGCAUCAUGAAAUGUACAUAAUUAUGUAAUUAAUUUCAUCAUUAUACCUGUACAUAGACAUCUGCAACAUACUAUUGGACACUAUACUGCUGUGAUUUCAUAGUGUGACCUGUUGCUCUAUCUUUUGUACUACUGUAAGUUCUCUGUUUAAUAACAAAUUAUCCUCCCAAAUGUUUAAAUGUUAUUAUGGUCCAAUGUGAGGCGUUUGGGAGAGUUAUCCACUGUACUCUGAUUUUUCAGACCUUGGGCUGAAUUUGGAAAUAAAUAAUCAUUUGAACUCUGU
Molecule: messenger RNA, 4534 nt
Organism: Engraulis encrasicolus (European anchovy)
Lineage: Eukaryota; Metazoa; Chordata; Actinopteri; Clupeiformes; Engraulidae
Gene: cry1b
Product: cryptochrome circadian regulator 1b
Exons: 13
Coding region: 611-2515 (634 amino acids)
Biological process (GO): negative regulation of DNA-templated transcription; circadian regulation of gene expression; entrainment of circadian clock by photoperiod
Cellular component (GO): nucleus; cytoplasm
Molecular function (GO): FAD binding; DNA binding
Source: RefSeq, a predicted model, not a curated record